Colletotrichum destructivum is the source of this 1778-nucleotide messenger RNA. RefSeq names its product Putative rlpA-like protein, double-psi beta-barrel. The coding region runs from base 382 to 1320 and encodes 312 amino acids. The transcript has a single exon. NCBI's taxonomy places the organism in Eukaryota, Fungi, Ascomycota, Sordariomycetes, Glomerellales, Glomerellaceae. The record is from RefSeq and is a predicted model, not a curated record.
UGCUGUCCGCUUUCCGUCAUUCUGCAGGAUUGACUAAGAUUAAUACAAACAAGGAACUGCCCGCUCUCCUCUCCUCUCUCCCCCCUUUCUCUCUCUCUGACUGUCUCUUGCCUCUUGCUCUUGCUCUUGCUCUUAAAAGGAUCAUUGCGUCCUGUUGUGUUUGAUCUUUCCGUCCCCUUUCCUUCAUUCACGCUGGUCUGGAACUGUCAUUGCCCCCCUCGUGGCCCGUCACUCCUUCGCCUGUUGAUAUUGCCGACCGCUGUUCUGUCAUUACCCAAAGGCAUUAAGCUCGUCUCUGUCCGAGCCUGCAUCUACCAGUAGUUCUUUCCUGACCAGGAACUCAUCGUGCGUUACCUCGUUACAUUCAUCGCCUUCGACACAAUGAGACAUCACAUUCUUUUGCUGGCCGCCACGGCCGCCCACAUGGCUUUCGCCAAACCGAUCAGGGCCUGCCCUGCGAAGUCGCGCUCGACGACCGUCAUCACCUUCACUGUCGGUCCGACAUCCGCAGUUCCGACACUUUCCCCCGUCCGCCCGACGCCGAUCGAGCAGUCGGCCCCGUCCGAGACCCCCGUCGAAGCACCCGUCGAGACCCCUGUUCAGGUGUCGCCGUCCGUCACCACUCCCGCGCCGCCUUCGGCCCCCGUGGGGGAGAAGGCCGCCCCAUCGUCGAGCAGUGUCAAAACCCCGGUCGUAUCCACGACACCGAUCAGCAGCGGCGAGACUAAACAGGGCAAGUCGACAUUCUAUGGCGGCAACACCUCCGGUGGCAUGUGCUCCUUCUCGACGUACACCAUCCCCUCGGGCCUGUUCGGCACCGCCUUCUCCGGCCAGGUUUGGGAUUCGGCCGCUCACUGCGGUGCUUGCGUCAAGGUCACCGGCCCCAACGGAAAUAGCUUGACGGCGAUGAUUGUCGACCAAUGCCCCGAGUGCGACGAGGGCCACCUCGAUCUCUUCCAAGACGCCUUCACCAAGCUUGGUUCCGUUUCAGACGGCAUCAUAUCGACUUCGUACGAGUUCGUCGAGUGCGGCAUCACGUCGCCCAUCAAGCUGCACAACAAGUCCGGUACAUCGCCCCACUGGUUCUCCAUGCAGGUGUUGAACCACAACGAGCCCGUAUCGACGCUGGAGGUUAGCACGGACGGUGGAAGUACCUGGCAGGCGACGACGCGCCAGCAGUACAACUUCUUUGAGAACCCGAGCGGCUUCGGAACCGACUCUGUUGACGUUCGGGUGACGAGUGAAUCCGGAAAUAUUGUAACUGUCGAGGGCGUCAGCAUCGCGGCCGACUCUGAGCACGAGGCAGCAGCCAACUUCUAAGCCGAGCCGUUAUGCAGCAAUCAGGUAGGGCCGCUGCCCGAGGACGAGCGCAGUUCGGAGAUUUUUGUUUCUUGCAUUUCGCAACGGUUCAUCGUCCACGUUCGGAUGCAUCCUGGAAACUGGGAACCGUGUGCUGCCGCUGCUGUGUCUGCUGCAGACACGAACGGCAAUUCGAUCCGGACGAUCGCCUGCUUCGCUUGGCCGAGCAUUUGUUUUCUCUUCUUUGCUCCCCAUUUCAAACCUCUCGUCGUGGGUCAUGUUGUCUUGUGUUCGUUGAGGGCUUUGGCGGUAUUAUCAUUGCGGACUAGACAUUGGGGGAAUUUCUUCUCGGCUGUGCCAGGAACGCUCCUGGUGACGUCAAAACUUUCCGAUGCAGCAAUAGUGCAACCUCGAUUGAUUCCAAUUUUGGGUCGAUGACUUGACAUUUCCCCUUCAUCCGAAUCUCAACCUGAUCGUCC